This is a messenger RNA of Orycteropus afer afer, 5825 nucleotides long. RefSeq names its product discs large MAGUK scaffold protein 5 (gene DLG5). Gene Ontology annotation, biological process: regulation of apoptotic process. Gene Ontology annotation, molecular function: protein binding. The record is from RefSeq and is a predicted model, not a curated record. NCBI's taxonomy places the organism in Eukaryota, Metazoa, Chordata, Mammalia, Tubulidentata, Orycteropodidae.
UUGCCCGCCAGCCUCGGGAACCCGGGAACCCGUCCGGAGGGGCGGGGCGGCCCGCCACCAUGGAGCCCCAACGCCGGGAGCUGCUCGCCCAGUGUCAGCAGAGUCUCGCCCAGGCCAUGACGGAGGUGGAAACCGUGCUUGGGCUGCUGGAGGCCGCGGGAGCGCUGAGCCCGGGAGAGCGGCGGCAGCUGGACGAGGAGGCGGGAGGCGCCAAGGCGGAGCUGCUGCUCAAGCUGCUCCUGGCCAAGGAGCGGGACCACUUUCAGGACCUGCGGGCAGCGCUGGAGAAGACGCAGCCUCACCUGCUGCCCAUUCUCUACCUGAACGGCGUCGUUGGGCCACCGCAGCCCGCCGAGGGCGCCGGCUCCACCUACAGUGUCUUGUCCAUCAUGCCCUCAGACUCCGAGAGCAGCGGUUCCCUCAGCAGUGUGGGCACCACUGGGAAGGCACCAUCCCCACCACCUCUCCUCACUGACCGGCAAGUGAAUGAGAAGGUGGAGAGCCUCUCCAUUCAGCUGCGGCUGAUGACUCAAGAGAGGAAUGAGCUGCGUAAGCGCCUGGCCUUUGCGACUCACGGGACGACCUUUGACAAAAGGCCCUACCACAGGCUGAAUCCUGACUACGAGAGGCUGAAGAUCCAGUGUGUUCGGGCCAUGUCAGACCUACAGAGCCUCCAGAACCAGCACACCAAUGCCCUGAAGAGGUGCGAGGAGGUGGCCAAGGAAACCGACUUCUACCACACACUCCACAGCCGGCUCCUGAGUGACCAGACCCAGCUAAAGGAUGAUGUGGACAUGCUGAGACGGGAGAAUGGGCAGCUGCUGCGGGAACGUAACUUGCUACAGCAGUCAUGGGAGGACAUGAAGCGGCUCCACGAGGAGGACCAGAAAGAGAUUGGUGACCUCCGGGCCCAGCAGCAGCAGGUGUUGAAGCACAAUGGGUCAUCAGAGAUCCUCAACAAGCUGUACGACACGGCCAUGGACAAGCUGGAGGUGGUUAAGAAGGACUACGACGCCCUGCGGAAGCGGUACAGUGAGAAGGUCGCCAUCCACAACUCGGACCUGAGCCGCCUGGAGCAGCUGGAGGAUGAGAACCAGCGCCUGCUGAAGCAGACGGAGAUGCUGACCCAGCAGAGGGACACGGCCAUCCAGCUGCAGCACCAGUGCGCCCUCUCCCUGCGCAGGUUCGAGGCAAUCCACCAUGAGUUGAACAAGGCAACGGCCCAGAACAAGGACCUCCAGUGGGAGAUGGAGCUGCUGCAGUCGGAGCUGACGGAGCUGAGGAGUGCACAGGCAAAGACUGCAAAGGAGUCGGAAAAGUAUAAGGAGGAGCGAGACGCGGUGUAUAGCGAGUACAAGCUCAUCAUGAGUGAGCGGGACCAAGUCAUCUCCGAGCUGGACAAGCUACAGACCGAGGUGGAGCUGGCCGAAUCCAAGCUCAAGAGCAGCACGUCUGAGAAGAAGGCGGCCAGUGAGGAGAUGGAGGCGCUGCGGCAGAUCAAGGACACGGUGACAAUGGACGCUGGGAGAGCCAACAAGGAGGUUGAAAUCCUCCGAAAGCAAUGCAAGGCUCUGUGCCAGGAGCUGAAGGAAGCCCUGCAGGAGGCAGAUGUGGCUAAGUGCCGGCGGGACUGGGCGUUCCAGGAGCGGGACAAGAUCGUGGCGGAGCGCGACAGCAUCCGGACGCUAUGUGACAACCUGCGGCGGGAGCGGGACCGGGCUGUGAGCGAGCUGGCCGAGGCCCUGCGCAGCCUGGAUGACACUCGCAAGCAGAAGAACGAUGUCAGCCGCGAGCUUAAGGAGCUCAAGGAGCAGAUGGAAUCCCAGUUGGGAAAGGAAGCCCGGUUCAGGCAGCUGCUGGCCCAUAGCUCCCAUGACUCGGCCAUCGACACGGACUCCAUGGAGUGGGAAACAGAAGUUGUAGAGUUUGAAAGGGAGACGGAAGAUAUUGACUUGAAGGCUCUCGGGUUCGAUAUGGCAGAAGGUGUGAACGAACCCUGUUUCCCAGGGGACUGUGGCAUAUUUGUCACUAAAGUGGACAAAGGAAGCAUUGCAGAUGGACGAUUAAGGGUCAAUGACUGGCUACUGAGGAUCAAUGAUGUGGACCUCAUCAACAAGGACAAGAAGCAGGCCAUCAAGGCACUCCUUCAUGGGGAGGGGGCCAUUAACAUGGUCGUGCGGCGGAGGAAAUCUCUGGGCAGCAAGGUGGUCACGCCCCUGCACAUCAACCUGAGCGGACAGAAAGACAGCGGCAUCAGUCUGGAGAAUGGAGUGUACGCUGCUGCCGUGGUGCCUGGGAGUCCUGCCGCCAAGGAAGGAUCCCUUGCGGUGGGAGAUAGGAUUGUCGCAAUCAAUGGCAUUGCCCUCGACAACAAGUCUCUGAAUGAAUGUGAAUCUCUGCUGCGGAGCUGCCAGGACUCCCUGACGCUCUCUCUUCUGAAGGUAUUCCCCCAGAGCUCCUCGUGGAGUGGGCAGAACAUCUUUGAAAACCUCAAGGACUCGGAAAAGAUGUUGAGUUUUCGAGCCCAUGGCCCGGAGGUCCAGGCUCACAAUAAACGGAACUUGAUGCAGCACAAUAACUCCACACAGACAGAUAUCUUCUACCUGGACAGGCUGGAGGACAGGAAGGAGACGGCCCCCCCAGGAGGCAGCGGCUCCUUCUUGCACAAGCCCUUCCCUGAGGGGCCCUUUCAGGUCUCUCCCCAGGGCUGCCCCAGUGCCUCUGAGCGUAGCCUGAGUUCCUUCCGCUCAGACCCAUCUGGGGAGCACGGCUAUGGGCUGGUGGAGGGUCGUAGCCGGCGGUCCCUGCUGCCCUUUGAGACUGAGGUGGGCCCUUGUGGAGUGGCGGAGGCCCCCCUGGACAAAGCGGAGCCCGAGAGCUCCAACAGUGGGGGGACGUGGCCCAAGGCUGUGCUCAGCUCAACGGCAGAGCCUGAGAAGCUCUCUGUUUACAAGAAGCCAAAGCAAAGAAAGUCCAUCUUUGACCCUAACACGUUCAAACGACCCCAGACACCCCCUAAAAUAGACUACCUGCUUUCAGGACCUGGGCAUGCUCACUCCCCUCAGGCCUCCAAGAGAAUGGGGUCUCUGACACCCCCCAAACCUCCCAGGAGGAGCGACUCCAUUAAGUUCCAGCACAGGCUGGAGACCAGUUCCGAGUCGGAGGCCACUCUGGUGGGCAGCUCCCCAUCCACCAGCCCCCCAAUGGCCCUGCCCCCUAACCUGGAUGCUGGGGAACCCAUGCCUGUGUCGCCCCCUCGGAAGGCCAGGGUCCGCAUCGCUUCCAGCUACUACCUCGAAGAGGACGGAGACUCCUCUUACCUGCCAGCCAAGAAGUCCUGUGAUGAAGACCUCACCUCUCAGAAGGCGGACGAGCUGGGGCAGAAGCGCCGCCGGCCCAAGUCUGCCCCUGGGUUCCGGCCCAAGCUGGCUUCGGUGGCCCCUCCUGUUCAGUGCCUGGAGGAACAGAAGUGUAUGCCAGUCAGUGGGGAGCUUGCCCCAGAGCUCCAGGAGUGGUCUCCUUACUCACCAGUACAUUCCAGCCGUCAUAGCAACCUCCCGUUCUAUCCCAGCAGGGUGUCUGUGGGCACCGUUCCCCGGAGUGUGACGCCGAGCACCACAGUGAGCUCCAUCCUGAGGAAUCCCAUCUACACCGUGCGGAGCCACAGGGUUGGCCUCUGUAGCUCCCCGCCCACCUCCAGAGAGGGUGGCAUCCAGGGUUUGCAUCCCAGUGUCCAGCACCAAGUACGCCUGAGCCUGGACCUGAGCCAGAGGCCCUGCAGUGACUACUCGGAGAUGAGAGCCUCUCACGGGUCCAACUCCCUGCCCUCCAGCGCCCGCCUCGGGUCUUCAAAUAACUUGCAGUUUAAAGCAGAACGUAUUAAAAUCCCAUUGACGCAAAGAUACCCACGGUCUGUGGUGGGCUCUGAUAGAGGCUCCUUGUCACAUUCGGAAUGCAGCACUCCUCCUCAGUCGCCCCUGAGCAUCGACACCUUGUCUUCUUGUAGCCAGUCCCAGACUUCAGCCUCCACAUUGCCUAGAAUUGCUGUCAACCCUGCAUCCCUCGGGGAACGGAGAAAGGAUAGGCCUUAUGUGGAAGAACCGCGCCAUGUUAAGGUGCAGAAGGGCUCGGAGCCAUUGGGGAUCUCCAUUGUAAGUGGAGAGAAGGGCGGUAUCUACGUCUCCAAGGUGACCAGUGGAAGCAUCGCUCACCAGGCUGGCCUUGAGUACGGAGACCAGUUACUCGAGUUCAACGGCAUCAACCUGCGGAGCGCCACAGAGCAGCAGGCCCGGCUUAUCAUUGGGCAGCAGUGUGACACCAUCACCAUCCUGGCCCAGUACAACCCACACAUGCACCAGCUCAGCAACCACUCCCGGUCCAGUUCCCACCUGGACCCUGCCGGCAACCACUGUACUCUGCAGGGCAGCGGCACUACCACCCCAGAGCACGCCUCCGUCAUUGACCCACUGAUGGAGCAGGACGAGGCCCCAGGCACUCUUCCGGCCAAGCAGAGCACAUCCAGCACCAGGGUUGUGGGUGAUGCCAGCAAGAAGACCCCAGAGCCACGCAUUGUCUUCAUCAAAAAGUCUCAGCUGGAGCUCGGGGUGCACCUUUGUGGCGGGAAUCUGCACGGAGUGUUUGUGGCCGAGGUGGAAGAUGACAGCCCUGCCAGGGGCCCAGACGGCCUUGUGCCAGGGGACCUCAUCCUCGAGUAUGGUACUCAGGACGUGCGGAACAAGACAGUAGAGGAGGUAUACGUGGAGAUGCUGAAGCCUAAGGAUGGUGUCCGCCUGAAGGUGCAGUACCGCCCCGAGGAGCUUACCAGGGUCAAGGGCCUGCCUGGGGACGGCUUCUACAUCAGGGCCCUGUAUGACCGGCUGGCAGAGGGGGAGCACGAGCUGAGCUUUAAGAAAGACGACAUCCUCUAUGUUGAUGACACCUUGCCCCAGGGCACAAUUGGCUCCUGGAUGGCCUGGCAGCUGGAUGAGAAUGCCCAGAAGAUCCAGCGUGGACAGAUUCCCAGCAAAUAUGUGAUGGACCAAGAAUUCUCCAGGAGGCUCAGUGUGUCUGAAGUCAAAGACGACAACAACUCUGCCAAGACGCUGUCGGCAGCUGCACGCAGAUCUUUCUUCCGCAGGAAACAUAAGCACAAACGCAGAGGGUCCAAAGAUGGGAAAGACCUCCUUGCCUUGGACACCUUCUCCAAUGACUCUGUUCCCCUCUUUGAAGAUCCAGUGAGCCUAGCUUACCAGCGAGUGCAAAAAGUGGACUGCACCACUCUGCGGCCAGUCCUGAUUUUGGGGCCGUUGCUGGAUGUGGUGAAGGAAAUGCUGGUGAACGAGGCACCUGGAAAGUUCUGCAGAUGCCCUCUUGAAGUGAUGAAGGCCUCGCAGCAGGCCAUCGAGCGGGGUGUCAAGGACUGCCUUUUUGUUGACUAUAAGCGGAGGAGUGGCCACUUCGAUGUGACCACGGUGGCUUCAAUAAAGGAGAUCACGGAAAAGAACCGGCACUGUCUACUGGACAUCGCCCCCCAUGCCAUCGAGCGACUCCAUAGCAUGCACAUCUACCCUAUCGUCAUCUUCAUCCACUACAAGAGUGCAAAGCAGAUCAAGGAGCAGAGAGACCCCAUCUAUCUACGGGACAAAGUGACCCAGAGACAUUCCAAAGAGCAGUUUGAGACGGCUCAGAAGAUUGAACAGGAGUACAGCAGGUACUUCACAGGGGUCGUCCAGGGAGGGGCCCUGUCGAGCAUUUACACUCAGAUCCUGGCCAAGGUCACUCAAGAACAGAAUAAAGUCCUGUGGAUCCCAGCCUGCCCAUUAUAG